Suncus etruscus (white-toothed pygmy shrew) is the source of this 1019-nucleotide messenger RNA. RefSeq names its product peroxiredoxin 4 (gene PRDX4). Lineage: Eukaryota; Metazoa; Chordata; Mammalia; Eulipotyphla; Soricidae. The record is from RefSeq and is a predicted model, not a curated record. Gene Ontology annotation, cellular component: endoplasmic reticulum; cytosol. Gene Ontology annotation, molecular function: thioredoxin peroxidase activity. Gene Ontology annotation, biological process: response to oxidative stress; cellular response to stress; hydrogen peroxide catabolic process. The coding region runs from base 97 to 909 and encodes 270 amino acids. The transcript is spliced from 8 exons.
UCGCGUGGGUGUCCAGCGCCCUGUUGUCCGGGCUGGACGGCGGGAGAAAGCGCUCCGACGGAAAGCUGUGUCUCCACCACGGCUGUCUCCAAGGUCAUGGCAGUUCCUCCACCACCGUCUGGGACUGAGGUUUCUUUGCACCGAAAACUCCUGCUGCUACUGCCGCUCCUUCUACUCCUGCUCCAGGUGGAGGCGCAGAAAGUCUGGGCGGCAGAGGAAAGUCCCCGAGCCCGCGAAAAGGCGUGCCACUUCUACGCGGGUGGACAUGUGUACCCCGGGGAGGCGUCCCUUCUUUCGGCCUCCGAUCACUCCUUGCACCUUAGCAAAGCCAAGAUUUCCAAGCCAGCACCCUACUGGGAAGGAACAGCUGUAAUAAACGGAGAGUUUAAGGAGCUGAAGUUGAAUGAUUAUUUUGGGAAGUACCUGGUUUUUUUCUUCUAUCCACUUGAUUUCACUUUUGUGUGUCCCACUGAAAUCAUCGCCUUUAGUGACAGAAUUGAAGAAUUCAGAUCUAUAAAUACAGAAGUGGUUGCAUGUUCCGUUGAUUCACAGUUUACUCAUUUGGCCUGGAUUAAUACACCACGAAAACAAGGAGGACUUGGCCCAAUAAGAAUUCCACUUCUUUCCGAUUUAACCCAUCACAUCUCCAAGGAUUAUGGGGUAUAUCUGGAGGACUCUGGCCACACUCUUCGAGGCCUCUUUAUUAUUGAUGACAAAGGAACUCUAAGACAGAUUACUCUGAAUGAUCUUCCUGUGGGUAGAUCGGUGGAUGAGACACUACGUUUGGUUCAAGCAUUCCAGUACACUGACAAACAUGGAGAAGUGUGCCCUGCUGGUUGGAAGCCUGGUAGUGAAACAAUCAAACCUGAUGAUGUCAUGAAAGCUUGGUGGUCAAGAGAAGAGCUAUAAUCCCAGAUCCAUCUGGAAAACUGAAGUAUUUUGAUAAACUCAAUGAAAAUACUUCCUCAGAUUUCAAUGCUUGAAAUUUCUCAAUAAACAAAUUCACUGUUUCAGUUCCA